AUGCCACCUUCACUUGUGCGAGUUGAAGAUGCUUGCAUUCUCUUACAAGAAGCCGUUCGGUUAUUUAACGCUGAUUCUACUUCCGCUAUUGCAAAGAAAAAACUCAUCGAUGGAUCAAGGGGCAUUCUACAGGGAACUUCUUCGGUUUUACUUACCGUCGAUAUGUCCGAGGUUAGGAAAAUCAUCGGAUAUUGCCGCAGUGUAUUGGAGAUGCUUGCUUCUGCCGAAGUCGUCAAUUCCCUGUCUAGUUUGGCCGAGUUUGUCAAGAUUUGA
Molecule: messenger RNA, 273 nt
Organism: Protopolystoma xenopodis
Lineage: Eukaryota; Metazoa; Platyhelminthes; Monogenea; Polystomatidea; Polystomatidae
Source: the annotation of a GenBank genome assembly